Molecule: messenger RNA, 2852 nt
Organism: Porites lobata
Lineage: Eukaryota; Metazoa; Cnidaria; Anthozoa; Scleractinia; Poritidae
Source: the annotation of a GenBank genome assembly
AUGGAUGACGUGCUUUCUCGAAACGAUCUUCGGGACGAUGAAAAAGCUAAACGAUACUUUCAUUUGCAAAACAGAUACCUGGCUUCUAAAGAAAAAUUAAAUACAAGAACACGACCGGAAGAAAUAAUCAGCACUGUUCCAGACUUAACAUCAAGCACACAAGAUUCUUCGUCAGCAACGAGAUCAUUCUCCACUCCCCUCAACCCGUUUAAUGUAACACCUGAAUUAACACAAGCGGCUAUGUCUCAAAAACCUGACAAAGAAAGCCUCACCCCUCCACCACCCUUACAUCCUGCUUUGCUGACCCCUCCUCCCACAGUAGAAACCGCAUCACAACAAGGCCCGAAGCGCAAAAGGCGUCGGAUUCAAUUUGUAAAUUAUUUGGAUGAUGAUAAAGCUCAUGCCAAACAGCUGAGGAAACGUCGGCAUAAGAAAUUAAAACCUUACAAGUACUCCAUGGGCGAAGAAGAUGAAGAUCAAUUAAUUUCCAUUCCUUACAAAUCGCUGUGUAUUUGACUCUUUUUGUCAUUGUUUUUAAUAAAGUUUUUAAAACGGCAUCUCUCUUGUGGUUAUAUUGCUAGCAAUUAUUAGUCGCGUGUUUUAAUUGAUCCUUGUUAAGUUAUUUUAUAUAAUAAUACAUCAAGGUGCUCCCUUGGGUUUUUCCUGUAGAGCUAAUUUGUAUUCAACUUUGGGCUUGCGAACUCGCAUAAUUAACUGACCAGACGGUGCAUGAAAUUACAAGACUUUAAUAGUUUUUCAUGUCCUCGAGAUAGAACGGAGAAAACGUCAGACAAAAUUUCGAAAAAUUGAAAUAGCAAGUUUUCAGCUCCACUUUGUGUAUAUGUGUUUUGUUUAUAUAUAUAUAUAUAUAUAUAUAUAUAUAUAUAUAUAUGUUGCAUAAAAAAACGGUCCUUGUAAAAAAGCGUCAUUUUUAUGUAAAAAAGCUGCUUUUUUACAAAUUGAGCGGUUGUAAAAAUACUGCUUUUUUACAAAAAUAUAUUUUUGUAAAAAAGCUGCUUUUUUACAAGUUACCUGGUUGUAAAAAUACUGCUUUUUUACAAAAAUAUGUUUUUGUAAAAAAGCAGCUUUUUUAUGUAAGAAAGCUGCUUUUUUACAAAUUAGCCGCUUGUAAAAAUACUGCUUUUUUAUGUAAAAAAGCUGCUUUUUUACAAAAUAUAUUUUUGUAAAAAAGCAGCUUUUUUACGUAGAAAAGCUGCUUUUUUACAAGUUACUUGGUCGUAAAAAUACUGCUUUUUUACAAAAAUAUAUUUUUGUAAAAAAGCAGCUUUUUUAUGUAAAAAAGCUGCUUUUUUACAAAAUAUAUUUUUGUAAAAAAGCUGCUUUUUUAUGUAAAAAAUCUGUUUUGUUACAAAAGGUAUUUUUGUAAGAAAGCUGCCUUUUAUGUAAAAAAUCCUGCUGUUUUACACGUAUAGACCAUUUGACAAACUCAUUUAUCGAAGACAGGCUGUUUUCCAUAGCAUGGUUCGAAAUUUAUUGAACUGUAGUUUUCGUGCGGCUAGUCACGUUCACGUUCCCGUGUCCCCUUUAUUGUGGGGCAUUUAAAUUCCCUUGUUAACUCGCUGACAGCGUUAAAAAUUUACGUUCUUUUUAUUCUUUUUAUUCUUUCUUCUUGUUUCCUUUGUCAUUCAAUUUUCCAGGACCUUCUAAUUGUUGGAUGCGAAGAAGGAACAGGCAGUAAUUUCAUUUGUUAUGCUUAUCGGCUGAGGUCACCCACGGCAGUAACUGCAUGUUAGGCAAUAAUAGAAUAGCUGGGUUAUUCACUGUCUUAUUUAUAAGCAAUGCCUGUCACAAUCUCUUGCAGCAACCAAAGACUUCUAUUCUCUCCUUCAUUGCUACUUUUGUUCAAGCCGAAAACUGUACAGAAUAUUGUUCUGUAUUAUUUAUCUAUUUUCCCAAGGUUAUCAGCUGCAAUGAUCGGUUUAACUGUCAACAAAAUACUUGGCUAUAAUGCUUUGGUGCUCUUAGCAGUGGAUAAAUAAAUUAUAACUCCAUUUCUAGCAUAAAAUCUCCAGCAAGAAUCAACGACAGCAAUUGUUAGGCAAUUUCCUGUAUUAUGUAUGAUGCGCUAAACUUCUAUCACGGGAUUCAUGCUAUGUUGAAAUCCAUGUUGAUGCAUGCAAGAUUGUCAUGUCUGCGUUACAACUUUAAGCUUUCAACAUGAUGUAGGAACAUGUUCAGUCGGCUAAUCAAGCAAAAGGAAACGCUAGCCUAUAGCUACAAGCGUACAUACACUCGCUUGUUAGUCUAAUUUUGCAAUACAGAGAGCAACUUGUGAGGCCAUAAAAACAGCAGACCACAGCAGCCGAUUUGUUUAUAAGUAAUUAGGGACUAUAAAGGCGGUCUGUAACGUACGACAAUGCGUGUUUUAUUUUAGAGAUCGAGAAAUCAGCCAGAAAACACUUGUAAAGGCUAAACAAGUUUAAUAUGAACACUAGCUGAAAUCGCCAGCAACAUUUAGAGUAUGACCGUUUUUUUACAAAAUAUAUUUUUGUAAAAAAGCUGUCCUUUUACAAAUAUAUAUCAGCGUAAAAAAACAGCUUUCUUACGGUACCGUUUUUUUACACAACAUAUAUAUAUAUAUAUAUAUAUAUAUCCGAGCCUUAGAGCUAAAUAAGAAGACAUAAACUAAGUUGAAAUAAAGACUUUUCAACUCCAUUUUGUGUAUGUGUUUUGUUUAUAUAUAUGCGUUUAAACGCUAAAUAAGAUAUAGGAAGCCGUUUCUCGCGUUGCUAGGUGAUCGCUUCUCUUAUUCCUGUUUCUUUUUUAAUAGACGGUCUGAAAACCGAGCUCAAGUUACUUACCGGACAAGUCUAGGCAAGCCUAUUGUAUAA